AGUAUCAACGACCUUAAAUCAUUAUUUGGAGCACAGAUGCGGUGGGUGUGGAUAGAGAGACAGACAGGGUUGGAAGAAACAAGAAACUGACACUAAAUUGAAUGGCGCUAGUUCGUGUGUACCCAACAGCCACCACUCUUCCUCGCCUUGCUUCAUCACUUUCCCUUGGAACCAAAUUUGUGGUUCGAAGCUCUUCUAACCUUCAACUCCAAAUGCAGCCCAAUGACUCACGCAAGUUAAUUCUGGAAGUGAAGGACAAGCUUGAAAAAGAAUAUUAUAGUCUUCCCGUUGGUAGAAAUGGUAGGGAUGAUGAAGAUAUGAUAUUAUGGUUUCUGAAAGAUCGCAAAUUUGAUGUUGAAGAAGCUGUUUCCAAGUUGACUAAAGCCAUUAAAUGGCGUCAAGAUUUUGAGGUGUCUAAAUUGACCGAAGAAUCUGUUAAAGAUGUUGCUCAAACUGGAAAAGCCUAUAUUCAUGACUUUCUAGAUAUCAAUGACAGACCUGUGCUUGUGGUGGUCGCAGCGAAGCAUUUUCCUAAAGCACAGGACCCUGCGGACGAUGAGAAGUUAUGUGUUUUCUUAAUUGAGAAGGCAUUGAGUAAGCUUCCAACUGGGAAAGAACAGAUACUUGGAAUAUUUGAUCUUAGAGGUUUUGGUACAGAAAAUGCUGAUCUUAAAUACUUAACAUUCUUGUUUAAUGUGUUCUAUUAUUACUAUCCCAAGCGACUGUCUCAAGUACUAUUUGUGGAUGCUCCUUUUGUGUUUAAACCAAUUUGGCAGCUUACCAAGCCGAUGUUAAAAUCAUAUUCUUCUCUGGUAAGAUUCUGCUCUGCAGAGACUGUGAGGAAGGAAUAUUUUACAAGUGAAACUUUGCCACCUAACUUCAGAGAUUGAAAGUUAUUUUUGUAAGACAUGAAAAUUUGCAGUAAACUUUACAGAGCUACUCUUGUUUAGCAUUUAUCAUGGACUUUCAAAGAUUAAUAUGUGGAUCUGGCAACAGCAACUCAUAAGAAUUUUGAGAGGCGUUUUUGAAGAACCAUGCUUGUAUAGGCAUCCCAUUUCCUUGUUUCUUCUUAUGCCUGGUAUGUAGGAAUCUAAGAGGAAUUAUGCAGGAGAUAGGGGAAUUAUAUUAGUGGGUUGAAAUUGAAAUCAGCUCUUUUAAGAGUAAUACCAUAUAGAUGCAAUAUUGAAGAGCCAAAUUCGUCUGCUUGGAAGACAGGUGUUGUUUAUGCGAUCCGAUAAGAGGAGUAAGUAUUUUCAUUUUAUUGCUUUUUUAGGGUGCAUUUUCAUGAUAUAUUUGUAACAGUAUCUCUUGUAUAACUGGUGCAAAAUGGCGUUUGAAAUAAAUAUGAUUAUUCUUUUUCCUUAAA
This is a messenger RNA of Medicago truncatula (barrel medic), 1366 nucleotides long. Its product is annotated as phosphatidylinositol transfer protein CSR1. The coding region runs from base 102 to 890 and encodes 262 amino acids. The record is from RefSeq and is a predicted model, not a curated record. The transcript has 6 exons. NCBI's taxonomy places the organism in Eukaryota, Viridiplantae, Streptophyta, Magnoliopsida, Fabales, Fabaceae.